Molecule: messenger RNA, 957 nt
Organism: Penicillium griseofulvum
Lineage: Eukaryota; Fungi; Ascomycota; Eurotiomycetes; Eurotiales; Aspergillaceae
Product: zinc-dependent alcohol dehydrogenase family protein
Exons: 4
Coding region: 1-957 (318 amino acids)
Molecular function (GO): oxidoreductase activity
Source: RefSeq, a predicted model, not a curated record
AUGGCUCUCCCCCAAACCUACAAAGCCUUCCGGCACAGCUCGGGCAACACACCUAAAACACUCGAAGCUGCCACAGAAGAACUCCCGUCAUCACUCAAACCUAGUGAAGUAUUGAUUCGGAUCCACGCUGUGUCACUGAACUACAGAGAUGUGGCAAUGAUGCAUGGAAUCUACCCGGUUCCGGUCACCGAGCGAUGUAUCCCUACAUCCGAUUGCGCCGCCGAGGUUGUGGGACUUGGAUCUGAUGUUCACGAUUUCCAAAUUGGAGAUCGAGUUGCGCCUAUCUUUGAUUUGAGCAACAUCGAUGGCACCGAAGAAGAGCAUUCGGUAUUGGGUGGGGAUGUCAACGGAGUGUUGCGCGAAUAUGCGGUGUUCGACCGAAAUGUCUUGUUCCAUUUGCCCAAGCACCUCUCUUGGGAAGAGGCCGCUUGUAUCACUUGCGCAGGAGUGACCGCAUGGAAUGCUUUGGAAAUGCCUCGAUCUAAAGGCACUGCUCUUCUCCAAGGUACUGGUGGAGUUAGCAUGUUCGGCCUACUGAUCUGCCUAGCUGCUGGCAUCCGUCCCAUCAUCACUUCGUCCUCUGGCCAAAAGCUCGACUUGGUAAAGGCCAUUGCGAGUCCAGGCGCUGUCAAUACUAUCAACUACCGAGAUCAGCCUAAAUGGGAAGAGGAGGCUCUUCGCCUCACCAACGGACGAGGUGUCGAUGUUGUCGUCGACAAUGUUGGGCCCUCUAGUAUUGCCCAGAGCCUCGCCUCUCUCGCUAGAAGGGGCACGGUUUCAGGAAUUGCUGUUGGCUCUAAGGCUGACCAUGAAGCCUUGUGCAGCUUCCUGUCGGAGAAGAAAAUUGGUCUGAAGCCUGUCCUUGACAAUGUGACUUUCUCGUUUGAAGAUUCGCAGGCGGCGUUCGAUCACCUUUGGAAUGCGAAGCACAUGGGCAAGGUUGUGAUCAAACUAUGA